Molecule: messenger RNA, 905 nt
Organism: Gymnogyps californianus (California condor)
Lineage: Eukaryota; Metazoa; Chordata; Aves; Accipitriformes; Cathartidae
Gene: PI15
Product: peptidase inhibitor 15
Exons: 6
Coding region: 129-905 (258 amino acids)
Cellular component (GO): extracellular region
Source: RefSeq, a predicted model, not a curated record
UUGCCAAGCCAGCAUGAUGCUCGUGAAAUGAGGAAAAAACCAACCACGGAGAACAAAAGAUCUGUUUUCUACUGCCCUGACUUAAAGCAGAGUACCUCUGUGGCCUAUCUUUCUCCUUUGGCCCCAAAAUGACAGUAAUUGCUGCAAUCAGUUGUGCUUUCUUAUUUUCCAUUCUCUGUGAAACAAGUGCAUUAGUGUUACCCAACUCCACUGACCUACUCCUGUCAGACAAUAAUUUCACUGACAUUGAGACAGCUUUGGCAGCUCAUCUGGACUCUGCAAAAAUUCCCAAAGCCAGGCGGAAGCGCUACAUUUCGCAGAAUGACAUGAUUGCCAUUCUUGAUUAUCAUAAUCAAGUCAGAGGCAAAGUCUUCCCACCUGCUUCCAACAUGGAAUAUAUGGUUUGGGAUGAAACUCUUGCCAAAUCUGCAGAGGCUUGGGCUGCUACAUGCAUUUGGGACCAUGGACCUUCCUACUUACUGAGAUUCUUGGGCCAGAACCUGUCUGUAAGAACUGGAAGGUAUCGAUCUAUUCUCCAGCUGGUAAAGCCGUGGUACGAUGAGGUGAAGGAUUAUGCUUUCCCUUAUCCUCAGGAUUGCAACCCCAGGUGCCCCAUGCGAUGUUAUGGACCCAUGUGCACCCACUACACACAGAUGGUUUGGGCCACUUCCAAUCGUAUAGGCUGCGCAAUCCACACAUGCCACAAUAUGAACGUCUGGGGAUCUGUUUGGCGACGAGCUGUUUACUUGGUAUGCAACUAUGCCCCAAAGGGGAACUGGAUCGGAGAAGCACCAUAUAAAGUAGGAGUCCCAUGUUCGGCUUGUCCUCCAAGCUAUGGAGGUUCUUGUACCGACAAUCUUUGUUUCCCAGGAGUAACAUCAAACUACUUAUACUGGUUUAAAUAA